This is a messenger RNA of Notothenia coriiceps (black rockcod), 2712 nucleotides long. It is a transcript of the gene grhl3, whose product is annotated as grainyhead-like transcription factor 3. The transcript is spliced from 15 exons. Gene Ontology annotation, biological process: regulation of transcription by RNA polymerase II. Gene Ontology annotation, molecular function: RNA polymerase II cis-regulatory region sequence-specific DNA binding; DNA-binding transcription activator activity, RNA polymerase II-specific. The record is from RefSeq and is a predicted model, not a curated record. NCBI's taxonomy places the organism in Eukaryota, Metazoa, Chordata, Actinopteri, Perciformes, Nototheniidae. Bases 135 to 1820 code for a protein of 561 amino acids. Gene Ontology annotation, cellular component: nucleus.
ACUUGACUCAUCUGCGUGUCAGUGUUCUUCUCUGCUUGACUGAUAGACUCACUGACUCAGAGGGAGGAGAUCUCACACAAACAGCAAAGAGUAGAAACUAAAGGAAUCUAUUUCUGCUGACUUGGAUUGGAGACAUGACCAAAGAGACUGAGACUCUGGGACUGGUCUUUCAGAGCGAGAACUUCAACUAUAACCGUUACAAUAACUACGCCAUGGACUCCUGGCCCUACCUGGAGAGCCCAGUGCCCGAGCAGAACCACACCAAACCCAGACUCCACCCAGGAGACGACCUCACAGCCUUAACCAUGCUUUAUGAACAGUGCAAGAACCAGAAAGAUCAUAAGAAUGUUUCCUGCCAUCGUGGUGGCAACAUCUGCAAAACAGAGAGGAGUCUAACCAAUGAUCUUGUUUCAUUGGACGGGUCCGCCAACGUAAUGAAGAUCCUCUCUGAGAGUGGAACCUUGAGCCAUCACCAAGAUGUUUUGGGAUCCAAGCAGAACGUCUCUAUGCCCCUCUCUGUUCCCACCACCUCAGACACCUACGCCACCCUGACCAGCGUAGUGUCGGACACUUACGACAAACAGGAACUCAACAUCAUCUUCGAUUCCCUGCUGACCGGUGCUUUCCCCGACCCCAACGCUGAGACUCUUCCCUACAGCGACGCCUUUACUGAAGAUCAGCCCAGCCCGGUUUACUCCGGCUCCUACACUGAUUCCCCACGGGAGAGGUUCAGGAGUGACUUCCGGUUCACCUUAGGAUCUCCCAUCGCUUCUUCUUACAAAUCCAGUGAACUGCCCAUGGUCUACUUGAACAAGGGACAGUUUUACCCCAUUACUCUCUCAGGAGUGGACAGCAGCACCGGCCUCACCGCCACUAAAGUCAAGACUGUUGUGAUGGCUGUGUUUGACAACGACAAAAGCCCAGAAAUGCAGCUCCGCUUUUGGAAUCACUGGCACGCACGUCAGCCGACAGCCAAGCAGAGGGUCAUUGACAUCGCGGACUACAAAGAAGUGUUCGACGGUGUUAGCAACAUAGAGGAGGUAGCAUUUAAUGCUAUCUCCUUUGUUUGGAACCCCAAUGAAGAAGCCAAGGUGUUCAUUGGCAUCAACUCCCUAAGCACAGACUUCUCCGCUCAGAAAGGCGUGAAAGGCCAGCCUCUACACAUCCAGAUCGACACGUACGACUUCAGCUCGGGAACCAACCAGCUCCUACACAGAGCCGCCUGCCAGGUCAAGAUUUUCUGUGAUAAGGGUGCAGAGAGAAAGAUGCGUGAUGAGGAGAGGAAGAGAAGCAAAAGGAGGGGACAGAAAGAUUCUAACAACAAGUCUUUAGUGAGCAGCUCCAUGGGCAGCGAAUGCACCUUCUUCCGAAGCCUGGAAGACCACAUCACCCAGCCAGUCCUCUUCAUUCCAGAAACACACCUCUCCAGCAUACAGCGCAUGGCUCCACCAAUGGAUGAGAAUGAAAGGAGUUCUAUGAAGAGAUCGUAUUCAGACAGAGACCAGAACAGCUCUCCAUCCACCAAGCAAGUCCGCAAGGAAGACUCACAAAGAGUUCUUCUGUACGUGAGGACAUGCGCUGAAGAGGUGUUCGAUGCGCUCAUGCUCAAAACGCCAACACUGCUGGGCCUCCGAGAAGCUGUUUCAGAAAAGUACGGUAUGCAAAUAGACACCAUUGGGAAAAUCUACAAAAAAUGCAAGAGAGGGAUUUUUGUCCACAUGGAUGACAACAUCAUCCAACACUACACCAACCAGUCGGCCUUCCUCAUUGAGAUGUCAGAUGUCGGCGGUCAGUUCCAGAUCACCCUCGUUGAAGUAUGAGAGCCAGCUGGCUCCGUUGAAGGAUGUUAAAUAUCACAGCUGCCAGUUGAAACCAUCUCUAAUAGCACUGCUCGGUAAAAGACAAUUUAAGCCGAGGACUUCUGAAACCAACUGGGCUAAAAAGACUCCAGUUUCUCCAAUUUUUGUUGAAAACGUCAAUACGUUUCUCGAUGUUGUAAAUACCACUACUCGCCCCAUUAUUUUGUUGUUUGUAACGUAAGAGAAAUUAUUAUAAACAGCUUGUACAUAUAUUGUAUAUAGAUUUUAAUAUGACAGUGUUUUAUGAACUAUGUAAAGCAUGUCGCAAUCCAUUUUCUACAAGUUGCUAUGUAUUUCAAUUUUUUUUUACAGUACAUGAUUUGUGUACAGUGUAUUUUCACCAUUGUCAGAGGUUGCUAUUCUUGUUGCUUUUAUUGUAUCCAUCAUUUCUUCCACAAGAACCAAUGGUGCGUUUUCUCACCCACAACCUACUAAUGAGGUUUUUUCACUGCCAUAAGUAUCUUCGUGUAGGUUCUUGUUAGUUUCAUAACUAAAAUGGCCCGACUUUGGGUUUAAUUCAGAACCUAAGUCAGACAUUUCCACCCAUAAAACCACACAAAAGUUAGUAUUGGCCAUCAAUUAGUCCUAGGUUGUGGACAUUUCCUGCCUGUAUGGUGCAACCGCAGAGGUUUCCUGAAUAGUUUUAAAUCCCCCAAAACCCCUGAUACUAUACUCAUAGUAUGCGUGUUUAUGUGUGUGUGUUAAAAGUGUUUUCCCUUAUACUGUACGUUACGCAUCAUUUCAAAUCGUGCAUGUAUCCCUGUAAUAUUUCAUUGUUGUAAAAUUGCAGUUCUGGUUGUAUUAGUCACAUCUUGCCUCUUUUUUAAAGAAAAUAAAGAAAAUGCAUAAUACA